Messenger RNA from Oryza brachyantha (malo sina), 2764 nucleotides. RefSeq names its product protein WHAT'S THIS FACTOR 1 homolog, chloroplastic. Bases 64 to 1230 code for a protein of 388 amino acids. NCBI's taxonomy places the organism in Eukaryota, Viridiplantae, Streptophyta, Magnoliopsida, Poales, Poaceae. The record is from RefSeq and is a predicted model, not a curated record. Gene Ontology annotation, molecular function: RNA binding. The transcript has 2 exons.
GUCACGCACGGCACCUUCCUGCCGUCAUCGCCGACGCCGCCGCCGCCGCAGCAGCAGCGCAGCAUGGCACGGUGGUCCUCCCCGAAGGACCCCGCGCUUGAGGCCGCGCUCCGCCGGAACCGCCGCUGGAUCGUGAACAACCAGAUCAAGCGCCUCCUCCUCCGCUUCCCGUCCCGCUCCGCGCCCGUCCGCCUCCUCCAGUCCCGCUUCAAGACGCUCGACCUCCUCGGCCGCGCCGGCAACUGGCUCCGCAAGUACCCGUCCUGCUUCGACCUCUCCGACGGCGGCGGGGAGGAGCCCUGCUUCGGGUUCACCAAGCGGAUGGCCGCGCUCGUCGACGCCGAGGAGGCCGCCGUCGCCGCGUCCGAGCCGGCGAUGGCCGACCGCCUCGCGCGCGUGCUCAUGCUCUCCCGUGGCCGCCGCCUGCAGGUGUCCAAGCUCGCCGCGCUGCGGGGCCCGCUCGGCCUGCCCGACGACUACCUCCUCCGCAUCCUCCCCGGUCGCACCGACCUCUUCCGCCUCGCCAACCCCUACCCGCACCGCCGCAACGCCGCCGAGCUGGAGCUGCUCCGGUGGGUCCCUUCCCUCGCCGUCUCAUCUGUCGAAGCGGCCGCCUCCGCGAGCAACUCGGCCCCGCAGUUCACCUGCUCGUUGCCGCCCUCCUGGACCAAGUCGCAUGCCAAGAUGGAGGAGUUCAAUUCGACGCCAUACAUCUCGCCGUACUCGGAGAAAUGGGCAGUGAUUGGCACAGACGCCGACGCCGAGAAGCGAGCAGUGGCGGUGGUGCACGAGCUCCUCUCGCUGACGCUGUGGAAAAAGAUGUCGGUUUUGAAGCUGGAGCACUUCAGGAGGGAGUUUGGUUUGGCGGAGGACAUGGCCCGGAUGCUGCUCCGGCACCCAUGCCUCUUCUACGUCUCGAACAGGUACAAGAUACACACGGUGGUGCUCCGGGAAGGUUACGAGGGAUCGGAGCUGAAGGAGAAGGACCCGGUGGUAGCGGCGAAGGAUAGGCUCGGGGAGCUGAUGCAGGAGGGGCUGCAUGAGUAUAAUCAGCGGCGACGUGCCGCGAAUUUGGAGAAGAAGAGGAGGAGAGGUGAGAUUGAGAUAAAGGAGGAGGAGGAGGAGGAGGAGGAGGAGGACGAUGAGGCAGCGGCGCGGUUGGAUAGUGCUGAGAAGAGGGAGGAGAGGAGGAAGUUUUACAAGGUGUUGUUCAAUGAUGAUAACCACUGAUGAGUUUGUGCAGAGUUUUGUUUGUGACUCUUUUCAAGUUCUCAUCUCUAUUGUUGCAAGAUAAGCUUAUUGAAUUGAUUUGUUUUAAGAGCAUUCAGCACUUUGGUGUUUCACAAUGGAUCAAAGUGAUUACUGAAUGGACGAGAUGGGGGUGGCAUUUCUAUGGAAGCAUUAGGCAUCUGUCGCAAGGUCCAACGGAAGGUUGUUCUUUGAGUUCAUGACCUAUAGAUGUUUAAGGACCUUGGAGUGGAGAACUGCAUAAUGCCACAGGAUAGUUUGGUAUUUUGGCAGACUCGAACAAUGGACCAUUUCUGUAUCAACAUGAAUGAUUAUAUGGAAUUCUGGUUUGAGAAGACUGGUGCAAAGGACUGAUGAACGAAAUUAAUGAUGUACUUUAUGUAAUAAGAUCGAAGAUUCUACAAAUUCUGCAAGUGAAAUGCUCAUGUGGAGUUGGUCUUUGUCAGAUGGAGAAAGCAGUUUGAAAGAUGAGCAGUUCAGAAGCAGCACAGAUCUCAAACUAAGCACAUCAGGAUCGUUGGUCUUUCAACACAAUGGCAAUUGUCUUUUGCACGCUAGUCGUCUACCUCAGAAUUGGAUCUUCACUGAGGACGCAAUAAGUAAGUAUUCAGAGGGAUUGGGAUACCUUUGGCCAUGUUGAAGCCGCGUUUUUCAAGCUCCCUGUACUCCUGGCAUAGUGCACAACUUUCACAGAAAAAGUGGACACAGCAGUCAAAGCAGGGCGACUGUUGCAAGUUGUAUUGUGCCCUCAUUGAGGAUCGUUUGGUACAAGAAUACAAGCAUUGACAGCCUAUUGUCCCUAGCAACACAUACAAGGUUCCAUGCAUGCAGCAUGCUGGAAAAACAGGGAUAGUCAGCAUGGAAGAUUUAUGAUUUUUAUGCUCAAACCAAAGCACAAGCCGAGUAAUAAGUAAAACGCUUACAUGAUGGGCCUCUGUCCACAAUCUCAGCAAUGCGACCGAAUGUAAUGCAGGGGCACCAGCAGUCAAGCAACCUGUACAAGUAUGGAAGAAAUGAAACACAGACGUGAGACGUCAUACAUGAAGUCCAUGUAUAAGAGGUGCAAGAACAGAGAAACAACUCUGCAUACAGGUUCCACAAUCUCCAAAGCAGCCGAAAAGCCCAACUGACCACUCCGCGGACAUGCCUGAGAUCUGUGAUUCAAAGGUGAUACACAAGAUAUGCAGCCUAUGUGCCUUUUUAGGAAUCGUAUCUUCAAUCCUGCUGUUAUUUAUAUGGCAGUGGAAUUGUGCCAUUGCAGUACCAUUUGCAAAAACAUGGCAAGGUUUAAUUGCUUUGACGACCAAUUUCAGAGCAGUAGUUUAUUUUGUUUUGCUGGCUUCUUCCCGUCGCUUUGUACUGGGUAUGUUUGCUAAUGUUGCAUUUGCAUGUUUGUCUUUGAAUUGGUCCUUCUGAAGUUCAGUCAGCAUGCUCUGCUUUGAAUCCUUCAAUCUGAGAAUACUAUGCUGGCCUCUACUUCCUGCUCUUAUAGUUGUGUUGGUAAUUCCCAUGCACA